AUGGAGAAGAAGUUAAGGAUAAAGAAGAAAGUAUGGAUGGGGAAGAAGUUUGGGAUGGAGAAGAAGUUUGGAAUGGAGAAGAAUCUACUAAUUAAGGAAGCAGAACAAGUUAAGGAGGAUGGAGAAGAAGUUAGGGAAGGAGAAAAAGUGAAGAAUGAAGAACAAGUUAGGGAAGGAGAAGAAGUUAAGGAUGGAGAACAAGUUAGGGAAGGAGAAGAAGAAGUUAAGGAUGGAGAAGUAGUUUGGGAUGGGGAAGAAGUGAAGGAAGGAGAAGAAGUUAAGGAAGAAGAAGAAGAAGAAGAAGUUUUGGAUGGAGAAGAAGUUAAGGGUAAAGAAGAAAGUAUGGAUGGGGAAGAAGUUUGGGAUGGAGAAGAAUGGGAGGAGGAGAAGUUUGGAAUGGAGGAGAAGAACCGAAGUAUGGAGAAGAAGUUAAGGAAGAAGAAGUUUAGGAAGGAGACGAAGUCAAGGAAGAAGAAGUUUUGGAUGGAGAAGAAGUUAAGGAUAAAGAAGAAAGUAUGGAUGGGGAAGAAGUUUGGGAUGGAGAAGAAGUUUGGAAUGGAGAAGAAUGGGAUGGAGAAGAAGUUAGGGAAGGAGAAGAAGAAGUUAAGGAUGGAGAAGUAG
Molecule: messenger RNA, 621 nt
Organism: Sphenostylis stenocarpa
Lineage: Eukaryota; Viridiplantae; Streptophyta; Magnoliopsida; Fabales; Fabaceae
Source: the annotation of a GenBank genome assembly